Serpula lacrymans var. lacrymans S7.9 is the source of this 1492-nucleotide messenger RNA. RefSeq lists its product as uncharacterized. The transcript has 10 exons. NCBI's taxonomy places the organism in Eukaryota, Fungi, Basidiomycota, Agaricomycetes, Boletales, Serpulaceae. The record is from RefSeq and is a predicted model, not a curated record. Bases 504 to 1160 code for a protein of 218 amino acids.
AGUGUUCUCACUUGCAAUAAUCACUUCUAUUCGGCAUGGCCGCAGUCGCAACCCUCAGCCUUGUAGACUCCCAGAAGAUCCUUGACAGUUGGAAAGCAGCGGGUGGACCCAGCGACGAUGAAAGAAUCCGAUAUGCAAACGCUGCUCUCAACAACCUGAAAGAUGGUAACAAGUACGCAGACAAUGUCGAAAAAGUCGGUAUCUGAGCCAACCAAGUCGACGCGGCCUUUGACAAUAUCACUCGGGGCUUCCAAGACAUGGUUAAGAAAUAUGGCAACAACUUCCACGAUCUUUCUACCUAUCUUAAUGAAUGGAAAGAUUAUAAGGCGAAAUGGGUGAAGUAUCUGUCGGAAUCGCGCGACGUGGCGUCCAAACACAUCGCGCUACUCAGAAGCUUUGGCGAAUUUCUUGGUAUUUUGAAAGAAAUCAAAACGGAACAGGAUAUUAGCAACGGUUUCGAUUCACAGUAAGGGAGGAAAACAAUGAAGUGCUGAAGCCCUUCGAUGGCUUCCUUAAGAUUUCCACGACAGGACGAAAAAGAUAAUGGUUCCUCUCAAAUGGCGCAAAAUUUCCUCGACCUCAAACGUGAUGUUCAGGCCUUUGCCAGUAGACUUGACCAAUGGAUCAAAGACAAGGGGGUAGAGCUGGCAGUUCAGGCAAAGAAAUUGAAAGACGAAAUUUCAAAACUCCAGGGAGAAAUUGAAGCUUUGGACGGCAAGGUAGAGGCUGCCAGUAUAGCACACGCAAUUUGCGCUCGGCUGCUUAAUGUUAUUGGAAUGGUUGUUGCCGGCUCCGCCCUUGCUGCCUUCCAAUCAGAGCGUGAUGAGAAGGCGUCAAUACUUCAACGUAAACAGAAUGAACUCAUCGACGUCAAUCGAAAACAGGCAGCACUAGCUCAUCUCAAGACCGAUUUCGAUGGCUUGAAGCCAGACAUCGCAUUAAUUUGUGACAAGCUGAUUUUGUUCGCCGAAAUUUGGUCUUCGGUUCGUAGCCAAGCUGUACAGUUCCAAAAACAUCUCCAGGGUGGAAUGAAUGCCCUUGGGAACCUUAGGUUCAAAUUGGAAAUUCGACUGGCCAAAGAAGUAUGCGAGCCUCUCAAGAAAGGUUUGGAGAAAUAUGCUACGCAACUCGAGAACCGUGGCAGGCAAGCGGACGAGUAAUCCGGUGCCAGCUCGCAACAGCAGUAUCUUCGUCGUUUCAUCACUUGUAUUAUAUAUGUAUAUCCCACCUUCGAAUAACUUAGUUUUCUUCGUGCUCAGUGAGUACUUUGCGCUUCUAUCGCUCAGCCUGGGUCAUAUAGAGGUGGCGAAAAUUUGUGCUUUAAUUCUAUACAAUCCUCCUGACGUCCGAAUUGCCGCACUGAAUCUUUGCUAGUUAUGUUUUGGUUCUCUCGACAUGUUUUUGGUAUAUAUUACUCCAACAAAACAGCAAGGAUGUCAGAUAUUUAAACAGUUGGCACUGGCUCGGUGAUAGUAAGGCCCGGUUUCCACCC